Molecule: messenger RNA, 1008 nt
Organism: Neolamprologus brichardi
Lineage: Eukaryota; Metazoa; Chordata; Actinopteri; Cichliformes; Cichlidae
Source: RefSeq, a predicted model, not a curated record
AUGACACCUCCAACCUGUGCUUUGUAUUUCAUCUGUCUGUUCGUGGCAGAUAUGGCUCAUACAACGCUCUUGAAAAAUACAGCGUUACAUUUUAAACCAGCCCAUGUUGGGGAAACUCUGACUUUGGAAUGCCAAUGUGAAGACAAAUCAGCAGUGAUGCUUUACUGGUAUAAGCAAACUUUAGGAAAUAGACCAAGGCUGAUGUCUACAUACUACAAGCACAGUCAUAAUGGUACUUUUCAGGAUCCGUUCAACAUUCCCCGUUUUUCACUGGGUACUGGAAACGUACUGAAGAUAUCAGAUUUGAGAACUUCAGACUCAGCUACUUAUUACUGCGUAAUGAGCAAUUUAUAUGACUUUAAAUUUUGUGAAGGCACAAUUGUCAGUGUAAAGGGUUCAGAUCAGAACAUCCGAGCUUUAGUCUACCAGCUGUCAUCUGAAACCCUACAGCCAGUGCACUCUAUGGUUCUGAACUGUAUAGUACAACCUGGGACCUGUGAUGAAGAACACAGUGUUUACUGGUUCAGAAAGUCUGAAGCAACUCUUCCAGGAAUCAUUUACACCAAUGGAAGCAGGAACGAUCCCUGUGAGAGGAAACCCAACACACAAGGUAACACCUGUGUGUACAACUUGCCGAUGAAGAGCCUGAAUCUUUCUCAGCACCAUUGCGCUGUGGCCUCAUGUGGACACAUACUGUAUGGAAGUGGGACUGCACUAGAUAUAAUACAAAAAGCAGAAUCUCUUCUCUUGGUGCAUUUCUUCAGUGGAGCCUUGGCAUUAACUGCCAUCCUGACUGGUUUUCUGGCAUUCACGUUGUACAAACUGAGCAAACAGCACAGGCGGUGCGCAGAAACUUCUACAACUAGCACAGAGUUACAUCAAGACAGUGAAAACAAAGAAAACCUUCAUUACGCUGCUUUGCGCAACCACAAGACUAACAGAUCAAGAAAAAAAACAGAUCAAACCCAGAGUGAUUGUGUAUACUCCAGUGUGAAGGAACAGAGGUGA